Schistosoma guineensis is the source of this 873-nucleotide messenger RNA. The record is from the annotation of a GenBank genome assembly. Lineage: Eukaryota; Metazoa; Platyhelminthes; Trematoda; Strigeidida; Schistosomatidae.
AUGUCUCGCUCAUCAAAAGAAGAUUGGGUUUGUAGUGAUCCAAAAUGUAAAAAUGUGAAUUUUGCUAAAAGGGACAAGUGCAACCGUUGUGACAAGCCUAGGAAAUUUGUGGCUUCAGGUAAUGCUGGUUUAGAGGUCGGGAAACAGCUAGCUGAAAAAAGCAAAGGUCUUUUCAGUCCAGAUGAUUGGAUUUGUAAGACAUGUGGAAAUAUCAACUGGGCACGUCGAAGUACCUGCAACGUGUGCAAUGGAUCGAAGGUCGACAUACAAGGCGAAAGAACAGGUUAUGGUGGAGGGUUUAUGGAGCGUGAUGAAGUAGUAGAGUACAGAGAACGCAGAGACUCAGAUGAUGAGUUUGAUGAAUUCGGUCGUAAAAAGAAAAGCUUUCGAAAAAAUCAGAGUGAGCAAUCUAGCAACCAUGACUCGUCCAAUUUGGGUAACAAUUCUGUUACACGAGUUCAUGAUAAAGAUGAUGAGGACGAAAAUGGCAAUAAUAAAGGUGAUGAUAGUGAAGAUGAAGAUUCUGGUGAUGAUGCUGAUCUCUCAAAGUAUGAUAUUUGGGGGGCAGGAAACAACGAUUCGGAUGAUGAGUUAUCAAAUCAACGAAAACCUGCAUCUUCACAAGAAGCUGCAAAAAACAAGUCACGAAGUCAUAGCCACUCUUCUUCUUCGGAUUCAGACUCGGAUUCUUCCUCAUCUUCUAGCCAGACCUCACAUUCAUCACACUCUGACUCAUCAUCAAGUUCCCACAGUGAAGCAUCUUCCAAACUCGAAAAUCAAUCCAAUAGCAAACGAUCUCAUCCUAACAACGGGAAUGCAGACAAUGAUAGUGACAACUCAACUCGUGUAAACCACAAACGAAAAAAACAAUAA